CCAUGUGCCUAUCGUUGGUAAAUAAAGGUCUUUGCUGAUUUCCGUCCUGUUUUUAUCGGAUUUUUUCGGCCUCAAACGUCGACCUCUGCGGAGCCGGAGCCGCCAUGAUGUCCGGGGGCGUCGUGAACCUUCAGGCGCAGGUAGAGUCGGUGCUGGGGGCGCUGGUCAAAGCUGCUACGAUGGAGUUAACCAAACUGUUCGAGAGCUCAUACAUAGGCUCGGCCGUGGAUGUGGACGUGGGCCGCACGGAGGACGGGGCCGAGAAGACACCCCUGAACACACUCACACACUGCUUAUUCAGCGGGAAGAAUAGACGAAGCAUCGGGGUGCAAGUGGACGCCGACGCUGAUCUUUCGUUCGAGCUGUAUGGACCCCUCCUCUGCUCAGAUUUAGACUACAUGAAGGGGUGCAGAGUGGAGGUAGAGGAGUGUAUCAUUCCACCAGAGAUCCUGCUGGCACAACACAAUGGCCUCUCUGACCCUGAGUGGCCACUUCUGAAGGAACAGGCUUUGGCAGAGACUAUUGACAUGGUGGAGUUGAACGUCCUUGAAACAGAGGCUCCAGUUUAUAAUCAGCACCAAACAGAGGUUGUUUUGCAUGGGAAAGAUCAGCACUAUGCCAUUAAUACAGUACAUGAUGAAGAAAAGUCUCCGAUUAAACAGAAGCCUCUCGUGGUCCUACAUGACGUAUGUGCCGUUACUUCUCCGGAGAAGGUGAAGUUCGUUUGCCCGUUGGUCCUCAAACCGGAGUCUCCUGCGGCGAGUCUCGACAGUUCAGAGAAGCCAACUCAAGCGGAGCCUCAGCAGGCCGUCGUCAGCACGGCAAAGGGCACGGCGUACAGCCCGUCCCCGUCCGAUGGCGCGGUGACACCUGCACAGGUCGGGAUCUGGGAACGGAUCCACCCCCAGAAGGAGGCCAAGAACCACCUCCAGAUGAAGCUGAAGCUGAUGUAUCCUGACCAAAAGCUUGCGAGUCCGUGCGCGGUGCAGCUGGUGGACCUGUUCACGGUACCUCAGACUGACGGGAAGCUCCAGGAGUAUUGUAGUAAAAAGCGCAGUGCCAACAGCAGCACAGGUUGGCCUCUGCCCAAAGAUCUGCGCCACCACCAAGGCGUCCACACGGGCCACCGCCUCUGCUGCUUCACCCCAUCUGAGAACGGUAUUUGGCGGCUCCGGACGGUUGUCAACCACACUCGUGAAGGCUACGCCUGCAGCAUUUGCAAGAAGACGUUCAAGCGCAGGAAGAUCCUCCGGCGUCACGAGCGCUUCCACUCCGGAGAAAAGCCGUACUCGUGCCCGACUUGUUCAAAGACGUUCGCGCUGAGGAAGAGCCUCCGCCGUCACCUGAGGUUCCACACGGGGGAGAGGCCUCACAGCUGCACACAAUGCGGCAAAAGCUUCCGCAUCCGAGACAAUCUGAAAACACACCUGAGGUUUCACACGGGAGAGAAGCCUUUCAGCUGCGCUACAUGCGGGAAGACGUUCAGGAUCAUGAAGAAUCUGGAGAAACACAAACUCAGCAUGUGUGCGUAUUUUGUCCCUUCGUUCAGGAUGAUAGCGGGUUUGCCACAGUGAAGACGUCUGCAGCAGGCGGUGCGGAGCCGUUGUUUCUACCUCAAACUAACAAUGUUGUGUAGCUUUUGUAGGCAACUUCCAAACAUAGUUGAGAUUAUAAAUGUUUAUAGUUUAACAGAAAGAGAAACACAAAUGCGUUCCUGGCAUUAGGAGUCAUACAGAGGUUUAUACAUGACUGAUAUAAGUUGCAGUGUGGUGAGAGUUUCCUUUUUAACCCAUAAAGACCCAAACAGUCACCACUGAACAAAAUCAUCUACUGAUCUAAACUGCUUAAUACCAGCUGAUCCACUAAUCCUAUCAAUACAUGUCAAUAAUUGGUGUAAAAUGC
This is a messenger RNA of Sphaeramia orbicularis (orbiculate cardinalfish), 1902 nucleotides long. Its product is annotated as zinc finger protein 398. The transcript has 4 exons. NCBI's taxonomy places the organism in Eukaryota, Metazoa, Chordata, Actinopteri, Kurtiformes, Apogonidae. The coding region runs from base 105 to 1574 and encodes 489 amino acids. Gene Ontology annotation, molecular function: DNA-binding transcription factor activity, RNA polymerase II-specific; RNA polymerase II cis-regulatory region sequence-specific DNA binding. The record is from RefSeq and is a predicted model, not a curated record. Gene Ontology annotation, biological process: regulation of transcription by RNA polymerase II.